Helobdella robusta is the source of this 831-nucleotide messenger RNA. RefSeq lists its product as hypothetical. The coding region runs from base 1 to 831 and encodes 276 amino acids. The transcript is spliced from 5 exons. The record is from RefSeq and is a predicted model, not a curated record. NCBI's taxonomy places the organism in Eukaryota, Metazoa, Annelida, Clitellata, Rhynchobdellida, Glossiphoniidae. Gene Ontology annotation, biological process: protein polyubiquitination; ubiquitin-dependent protein catabolic process. Gene Ontology annotation, molecular function: ubiquitin conjugating enzyme activity.
AUGGCUGGUAGUUCAGCUUCUUCUAGUGCUGUCAGGUUUCUACAGUUGGAACUGAAAAAAAUUCACAGCGAGCCCGUUGAAGGUUUCCGCGUUUUCCUGCCUGAUGAUUCCAACAUUUUCGUCUGGGAUGUCGCCAUAUUUGGACCCCCUGACACGCUCUAUCAGGGUGGAUAUUUCAAGGCUCAAAUGAAGUUUCCUCAGGACUACCCAUACUCACCUCCAAAGUUCAACUUCCUCACAAGAAUGUGGCAUCCAAACAUUUAUGAAAAUGGUGAGGUGUGCAUAAGCAUUCUCCACCCCCCAACGGACGACCCGCUCAGCGGGGAGUUGCCAUCAGAAAGGUGGAAUCCCACUCAAAAUGUCAGAACUAUUCUACUGAGUAUCAUAUCCCUCUUGAACGAGCCAAACACCUCGUCGCCUGCCAACGUCGACGCCUCAGUCUCAUUCAGGAAGUGGAAGGAGGGAAAGAGUAAGGAUUACGAGCUCAAAGUCAGGUUAGAGGUCAUCAGGAGGAAACAAGUAUUACAAACAAAGUUGGAUGCAGAAAAGGACGGAGUGGAGGUGCCAGUGACGGUUUCUGAGUACUGCAUCUCGUCCGGACCGUCCAACAGUACCGCACACGACUGCCUCUCAGAAAUGGACUUCUACGACGAAGAUUGCGUCGAGGAUUACGAUGACGACGACGACGACGAUGAAGAAGACGAUGAAAAUGAUGGUUGCGACGGUGCGAAUAACGACGACGGCGGUAGUCGUCGUCUCGGUAGUAGUGGUAGUUGCAUUCAACGCGAUCCAAAUGGUGGCGAAGAUUCUGGAAAUAAUAGUGAUUCGUGA